CACGUGUGUGGAAGAUUUUUUUAUUUCCAAACAUUAAUGGGAAACUAAACAAAAUGCCGAAGCUUUUUGUUUUAUUUGAACAUGCUGCGGGGUAUGGAGUCUUCAAAGUUGAAGAGUUCGAAGAAAUUGGAAUGUUGCUUCCGCAGUUGGAAGCCGCAGUCUACGAUAUAAGUCGAUUUAACAGUAUCGUGAAACUUGUUGGAUUUUGCCCAUUUAGGUCAGCUGUAACAGCGUUGGAAAAUGUUAACGCUAUUUCCGAGGGUAUUCUUCCCGAAGAGCUACAACAAUAUUUAGACGUAACCAUUCCCAAGGGCAGCAAAAAAGACAAAGUUACAUUGGGUGUGAGUGACCCAAAACUAUCUGCUGCCAUUACAGAAGCUUUGGGUAUUAAUUGUAGCCAUAUUGGUGUAGUUCCAGAAGUUGUAAGAGGUAUACGUGCACACUUCCAUCACUUAGUAAAAGGUUUUACUUUAAAAAGUUCAGGAGUUGCUCAAUUGGGUUUGGGACAUUCAUACUCACGUGCUAAAAUAAAGUUUAAUGUCCACAGAGUAGAUAAUAUGAUAAUUCAAUCUAUUGCACUAUUGGAUCAACUUGAUAAGGAUAUUAACACCUUUUCCAUGAGAAUCAGAGAAUGGUAUUCCUACCAUUUCCCAGAGUUGGUGAAAAUUGUUCCAGAAAACUACACAUAUGCAAGAUUAGCCCAGUUCAUUAAGAACAGAAAACUUCUUUCAGAAGAAUCUCUGGAAGGCCUAGAAGAACUCACAAUGGACUCUGGUAAAGCUCAAGCCAUCUUAGAUGCUUCAAGAUCUAGUAUGGGAAUGGACAUAAGUGACAUAGAUUUAUUGAACAUCGAAAUGUUUGCUACUAGAGUUGUGUCUUUGUCAGACUACAGAAAACGGCUAGCAGAAUAUUUAAGGACCAAGAUGUCAGAUGUAGCUCCAAAUCUAGCAACCCUAAUAGGAGAUCAAGUUGGUGCUAGGUUGAUUGCUCAUGCUGGUUCCCUUACUAAUCUUGCAAAGUAUCCAGCUUCUACAGUUCAGAUUUUGGGUGCUGAAAAGGCUUUGUUUAGAGCACUGAAAACAAGAGGAAACACUCCCAAAUAUGGCUUGAUCUUCCACUCCACAUUCAUAGGACGUGCUGGCACCAAAAACAAAGGUCGCAUUUCAAGGUACCUCGCAAACAAAUGCUCAAUUGCAUCUAGGAUAGAUUGCUUUUCAGAACAGCCAUCACAAGUGUUUGGAGAAAAACUUCGACAGCAGGUUGAAGAUAGGCUAAAGUUCUAUGAAAGCGGUGAUAUUCCCAAGAAAAACAUUGAAGUAAUGAAAGAAGCUAUAGAAGAAUAUGAGCAGCAAGUAGCACAACUCAAGUCAGAGAAGAAGAAGAAAAAGAAAAAGAGGAAAUCAGAAGCUGCAAAUGAAACUGUUGAGGAUGCAGAAGCUAACGGUGUUGACUCGUCAGAACCUAAAAAGAAGAAAAAGAAGAAGUCUAUUUCUUUGGAUGAUAGCCAAGCUUCAGAAUUGAAUGGAACAGUUGAGGGUGAAGAGAGUCCAAAGAAGAAAAAGAAAAAGAAGAAAAAUAAGGAACAAGAUGAGUAGGUUCCUAUUAUGUAGUUGUUGAUUUAGGUACUCUUUGUUACAUCAAAUCAGAGAUCUAAGUCGUUUAGUAUAUAGGUAUCAUAGGUAUUUUUAAAAAUUUUAUGAAAAAUUAUAAAUGCUUGAUUUACUAUAAUCUUUAUGGAAAGGGAGUAUUGAAUUUGUUUCAUUGUAUCCUUUUUGAUCUUAUAUUUUCAAUAUAUAUUGUUGUAGAGUGUUCUACAUAUACACAAACAAUCAUUUGAAUAUUUUAUUAGUUUAUCUUUGCAUAUUUUUUCUCUUUUUCUAACAACUGGCACCUCUCAGCAGAGUGACCUCUACUUAUUUUUAAUAUAUCAGUUAUGUUACAGAGAAGAUGGUGUUGUAUAAUAUUGAAAAAAUUAAAUGGGGUUUAUUAUUAAUUCUCUAUUAAACUAUGGCUUUCAUGUUUAUAGUAGUUCAAAUUCUAGGGAACUAAAAAUGCUAUGAUUAAACAGCAAAAAUGUGUAAUUUGAGCAAUUUUUGAUGUAAUUGAGAAUUUUGUGACUACCGUUUUGAUGUUUCAAAGAUUAUCUACUUUAAUGUGCU
Molecule: messenger RNA, 2159 nt
Organism: Diabrotica balteata
Lineage: Eukaryota; Metazoa; Arthropoda; Insecta; Coleoptera; Chrysomelidae
Source: the annotation of a GenBank genome assembly